CGUCCCUGACGUUUAUAAAAUUUGACAUUUUACAGGAAUUUUGCACGAAUUUACUAGAAACAUGGUUUUAAAUAACGUUAAAGAACUAACCGAAGAAGAAAAAUUCGAUAUUCAGCUGCAAGCUGAGCAGGAACUGGGCAGACUAGUCAGAACUUAUACGAUCCUAGAAAGAAACCGAGCCCAAAAAUGUGAUACAGGUGGUAAACUUCUCAAACAACGAAAAGUGCUGGACAUUUUCAAGAAGGAACAAAAAAAUAUUCUCACGGAUCUUGCUGUAGCGUCUGCCGAUGCUAGAAGAGUGGAGGACGAAAAGAAGUCCAAGGAAUUGAAGGAUUUACUUAGAGAGCACGACGAUUUCGACGCUGAAAUCACUCAACAAAAAUCACAUAUUAGUGAGAUCGAUGGACAGAUUCGAAUGACCAAGAAAAAGGUUCUUGACUUAAGGUCGAAGCAAAUUACAGACGAAAUGUAUCAACAAAGAGUAAUUGCAGGAGAAAAGACGGUUCAAACUUUAGAAAACAAACUGGAAGUCCAAAUAAAGAAAUUUUGCUCAAUAUCAGCCGAGAAUAUCAAGUUAAGAGAAGAAAUUGAUCAUUUACUUUUAGAAAGAAACGAUUUUAACAAAAUUUGGGACAGCCUUAUCAACAAUUUAGCUGUCGGAAAGAAGUUCAUGUUGGACUUGAUAGAACAAGCAACUAUAGCUUAUGAUCAAAGGGAAGAGUGGGUGUCCAAGCUACAGAUUUUAAGAACAAAAGCCCACAAUGAUCUGAUUAAUCACAUUCAGGAAAUGAGGGUGUUGCAAAGAAAAAUGGACGACGAUCAGAAACUACAAGAGUUUUUCUCAGUGAAAUGCCAAAAAAGAAUCAUGAGACAACUAGAAGAAAAAGAAAAAAACAAAAGGAUGCUCAAUAAAGAAAAUAUGGAAAAGAAAUUGGAACGUUACUUACAAAUUUUAAUUACGAUUAAGGAAUUUACCGGAGAAGAAAAAGUUACGACGAUUGCCAACAAUUUUGUAACCCAAGAAGAAGAAAAUUUUGCGAUGUUUAAAUAUAUUAAUCAUUUGAACAAAGAAAUGGAAGAUCUUACGGACAGUCUAGCAAAAUUGCAACUCAAAAUUGGCGAGCAGGAGGCACUAAAUGAAUUGCGUAAGCACCAACAAGAAACUAGGCUGGAAAAGCUGAAUAAAGAUUUUGAAGAUGCUAAACAGAUCACGAGUCAAAAAUCUGAAGAGCUGAAAGUAAUUGAUCAAAAGUUGAGAACGAUUAUAAAUGGCAUCGGCCAAUUGUUUAGAAUGUUUAGAUGCAAAAAUGAUCCUCUAAUAAAGUUAUUAGGUGAAAAUCAAAACAUACAUUAUUAUAAUGUACUGCUGUAUCUGGAAAUUUUGGAAAACAACAUCGAAGAGGCAAUGGUUUCUGUCAAUUUCAAGGAGACCCAAACUUUGGAAAGAACAAAACACAAGGAACCCAAAAUAACAACUUUGAGACACGUGAAAUGUCCACCCAUGAUCGAACCCAUCGAGAGAAUAGUCGCUACUAAUCCUUGCCCUUUGUGCGUUGAACAUGAGCAUGUCAGUGAUGUCAUAGAUGUACUGCAAUUCGCGCUUACCAAAGAAGAGAUCCAGGAGAGGCUUAAGAUCAAAAUCGAUAAAACAGAGGCAGACGACAAGUUGCAUAAUGUAUCCGCCUGUCAUCUGCCGAAAUCCAGACAAAUUAUACAAAAAAGAUAUCAAUAAAAAUUAUAAA
Molecule: messenger RNA, 1742 nt
Organism: Diabrotica virgifera virgifera (western corn rootworm)
Lineage: Eukaryota; Metazoa; Arthropoda; Insecta; Coleoptera; Chrysomelidae
Product: coiled-coil domain-containing protein 63-like
Exons: 9
Coding region: 62-1732 (556 amino acids)
Source: RefSeq, a predicted model, not a curated record